CAUAAUAUUUAUCUGAGGUACACACUUAUAGAAAAGAGAGGAAAGAAAGAACAAGCAAAAGGAGAAAACUAUGUACAAGUAGGGGUGAUCUUUUUUUAACAACAUAUGUGCUGCAUAAUCAAAGUAUGUAAGCUACCUUAUUAUUUAUAUUUAUUGCAUUUUUUCUUAAUGUAUUUUAUAUGAUGCAUUGGAUCCAGAAUCAUAUUUAUUUUGUGUACUGGAAAUGACAUUAAGCAAUUUUUGAACCUGAAUAGGUGGUGUUUGAGCUGUAGAGGUGUCGAGAGAGCAGAGCAGUGGCCCUCUAAGCAUCCUUGAGGUCGCAUAUGUUGAUUGUCAGCAUAGAGGAGAUGUUAUUUACCAAUUCAUACUGACUGUGGUAAUUUCCACACCAUUUCAUCUGGCAUUCUCCUAUGGAUCUUUAAAAGGCACCUUACUCUAUCUAAUCUACAUAUUGUCCCCCAGUAAAAUUACCUGAAAACAUUGAGCUCCGCCUAACCAUUACUUCUCUCCACCCUUCCAUUGACCUGUUUGACAGGUUGCUUGUUCAGUAUUCCAUGUUGGAAGAGCAGAAAUUUCUCAACAAAAAGAUGGCUAAUCACAGUUCCAAUGCCAUAUUUAAGUUUGCUGACAAUACCACUAUUGUAGGCCACAUCAAAAGUGGUGACAAAUCAGCACAUAGGAGGGAGAUUGAAAACCUGGCUGAGUGGUGCCAUAACAACAACCUUUUACUCAAUGUCAGCAAGACCAAGAUGGUGAUUAUUAACUUCAGGAGGAGGAAACCAGAGGUCCAUGAGCCAGUCUUCAUCAGAGAAUCAGAGAUGGGGAGGGUCAGCAACCUUAAAUUCCUUGCUGUUAUUAUUUCGAAGGACCUGUCCUGGGCCCAGCACAGCACCAUUACUUCCUUAGUGGUUUGCGUAGAUUUGGCACGACAUUUAAAGCUUUGACAAACUUCUAUAGUUGUGUAGUGGAGAGUAUAUUGACUGCCUGCAUCACAACCUGGUAUGGAAACAUCAAUGCUCUUGAAUGGAAAAUCCUACAAAAUAUAGUGUUAAAGCCCUCCCCAACAUUGAGCAUAUCUACAUGAAAGAUGUUGCAGGAAAGCAGCAUCUGUCAUUAGAGACGCCAAUCAUCCAGAACAACUGCUACCAUCAGGAAGAAGGUACAGGAGCCUCAGGAUCCUGAGAGGCAGAAUUUAUGAACAUUUGGAGAGAUAUAAUAUAAUUAGGAAUAGUCAGCAUGGCUUUGUCAAGGGCAGGUCGUGCCUUACGAGCCUGAUUGAUUAUUUUGAGAAUGUGACUAAACACAUUGAUGAAGGAAGAGCAGUAGAUGUAGUAUAUAUGGAUUUCAGCAAGGCAUUUGAUAAGAUACCUCAUGCAAGGCUUAUUGAGAAAGUAAGGAGGCAUGGGAUCCAAGGGGACAUUGCUUUGUGGAUCCAGAACUGGCUUGCCCACAGAAGGCAAAGAGUGGUUGUAGAUGGGUCAUAUUCUGCAUGGAAGUCUGUCACCAGUGGAGUGCCUCAGGGAUCUGUUCUGGGACCCUUACUCUUUGUGAUUUUUAUAAACGAUCUGGAUGAGGAAGUGGAGGUAUGGGUUAGUAAGUUUGCUGAUGACAGAAAUGUUGGAGGUGUUGUGGAUAGUGCGGAGGGCUGUCAGAGGUUACAGCGGGACAUUGAUAGGAUGCAAAACUGGGCUGAGAAGUGGCAGAUGGAGUUCAACCCAGUUAAGUGUGAAGUGGUUCAUUUGGUAGGUCAAAUAUGAUGACAGAAUAUAGUAUUAUAUUGGCAGUGUGGAGGAUCAGAGGGAUCUUGGGGUCCGAGUCCAUAGGACGCUCAAAGCAGGUUGACUCUGUGGUUAAGAAGGUGUAUGGUGUAUUGGCCUUCAUCAAUUGUGGAAUUGAAUUUAGGAGCCGAGAGGUAAUGCUGCAGCUAUAUAGGACCCUGGUCAGACCCCAUUUGAAGUACUCUGCUCAGUUCUGGUUGCCCCACUACAGGAAGGAUGUGGAAGCCAUAGAAAAGAUGCAGAAGAGAUUUACAAGGAUGUUGCCUGGAUUGGGGAGCAUGUCUAAUGAGAACAGGUUAAGUGAACUCGGCCUUUUCUCCUUGGAGCGAUGGAGGAUGAGAGGUGACCUGAUAGAGGUGUAUAAGAUGAUGAGAGGCAUUGAUCAUGUGGAUAGUCAGAGGCUUUUUCCUAGGGCUGAAAUGGUUGCCACAAGAGGACACAGGUUUAAGGUGCUGGGAGUAGGUACGGAGUAGAUGUCGGGGUAAGUUUUUCACUCGGAGAGUGGUGAGUGCGUGGAAUGGGCUGCUGGUAACGGUGGUGGUGGCAGAUAAGACAGGGUCUUUUAAGAGACUUCUGGAUAGCUACAGGGAGCUCAGAAAAAUAGAGGGCUCUAGGUAAGCCUAGAAAUUUCGAAGGUAGGGGCAUUUCUGGCACAACUCUGUGGGCCGAAGCGCCUGUAUUGUGCUGUAGGUUUUCUAUGUUUCUAUAUAUAUAUAGUUACAGCGAAAUUCCUCUCUUGAAGUUACUAUCUCACAAAUGAACUGCAAUAUCUGGAUACAACGGUACACUGUAUAUCAUAACCAUAAUACCAGGAACUCUUACACACCCUAAAAACAAAUGGAGUCACAGAGAGAUACAGUACAGAAACAGGACCGUCUGUCAAUGCCAACCAUCAAUGGCCUAUUUAAAAUAAUUCUACUUUUCAGUCUCCCCUUAUUCUCAUCAUCUCUUCUGCAUUCCACUCAUCACCUGCUUGGUGGAGGUAAUUUGCAGUGGCUACCACCCUGCAUAUAUAUUUUUUGUCCUCUCCUUAAUCCAAUUUACUCACAUUGUUCUGCAAGCUCUUGACUUUCUUCCAGUCUAUCUCCCUUUACAUACACUCUGUCUAGAUACUCUGCUUGACACUGGAUCUAGUCUAUGUUUUCUGGUUUCACUAAUAGCUUUGAAAUAGACUUGGCACUUGUAAAGAACCUGAAUAUGCCAACAUGACCUCCAUUCUCAUCUAGAAAUUCAUGAAAUACGCACUCAAGAAAGCCGCAGUGUCACUUUUGCAUUUCCCUUUAAUCUUGUCAUCAAAGUUGAGGCAGGAUGGUGGGAUAGACGAGUUAAAUGUUUUGGGGUUGCAUUUUUGAGAUCAAUUAAAAGCGUUAUUUCCCUAAGCUUACAACCUUUUGACAUUGGUGCUAAUAUGACGACAUGGCCAUUUUCUGUAUUUUCAUAUUAAAAUUUGCUUUGUGAAAGUGAAUGUAUAUAGAUGAAUAGUGUUUUGUUAAACUCAAUUGCAAAAGUUUGACGCGUAGGUCACAUUUUAAAGCAAUAAUUCCCCCUCCCCGACAGAAAAAACAUUAACUUUAUAUCAUUUAUUUCUCAGGACCGUUUAAAGCUGCCAAUAGUAUUUGAAUUGUUGCAAAAUUCAUCACAUGAUCUUCUUGUAACUGCCCUUUUUAAUGCUCAUUUUGAAUCGUUUUUAUCCUGAUAAAUCGAUUCCCCUACGAUUUUGUUUUCUCUUGAGAUGUUCACACCAACAACUAGGAGAUUUGAGCUAUUUUGGGGCAUGCAGGGCCAAGACAGUCCUGAAAUCUUGUUAAGUUCAGGCUGGUAAGAAUUAGACAUGACAUUAAAAAUCCACGCUUAAUUGUGUAAACUUCCAGAAAGAUGGCAUUGCAAACUUUCCGAGGCGUUUGACAGGCAUGGCUGGGUUCCUCUGAGUUUCAGCUUGUUGCUGGACGGGGUUGAAAAGGGCCAGGGUCCGCCGCGGGUGGAGGACCGGAGUGUUUGGCGGGGCAGGGGCACGGACACGGAUCAGAGGGGGAGGAGCAGACACCGGGGCCGGUGUCGGGACCGGCACCUACGCAGGCGGCAGUGGCGGGAGCAGGGGCUGGUGCCGCCGCUUCCCGCUGGAGUUGAUGGACGAAAGGAAAGAAGAUGGCGGCGCCCACGUAGGGCGGAUCAUGGCGGACGCCUCAAGGUGCAAGCACAGAAAGCAGGCGAAUCCGAGGAGAAAGCACGAUUAUGCAUUGCAUUGAACUGCUGCUGCUAAGUUAACAAGCAAGGUUCAUCCAUUGUCAUCGAUGAAGACCUUGACACCAUUGAUGGUGUUGAGACGAGCGCUUGAUUUGGAUUUCAGUGAGGGAGAGUUGCGCAACGUUAGCCUCACUCUCUCUUCCCAAUUCCCAUCUGAAUCCAGCGGCAAGACAAGAGUCGAGGCAGCUGGAGAUGGGACUGGGCGAAUGGAUGACCAGGAUGUCUUCUGUGUCUUGUUGUGCUCUACGCGUUCCGUGACGCUUGCAGACACUGCCUUCUUGACCAUUGGACCUUCCAUUGGUUUCGUCCGCUCAAUCGCCAUAGUCUGUCUUCACAUGCUGGGACAGACGACUCCCUAUCUCACCAAAGGUUUGAGACCCGUCGGCUACCCUCACCUGGUUUAGCCGGUUUGUUGAAGCUGUUGCUCGGGGUGUGGCUGCUGCCGCAUGCAAACAGCUACGGGGAGCCACAGUUGAGAGCUGAGUGCCAGCCAAGGAACAAAUAUUAAUGAAUGAAGAUCCAAAUGUCUGUUUUAAAGAAAUUAGUGAAGAGUCUGCAAAGAAAGAAAUGGUGUUUCAAGAUGUAAAGCCAAUGCUCCAUGGUGAAGAUAUCACAAGAGAAUCUGACCAAAGAGGAAUUCUUCAAAAUGAAAUCAAGAAUGAAGCAGGCAGUGUAGACAGCAGCAAAAAAUCAACCUGUGGGGAGAUGCAGGAUUUUAUCCAUGACUCAUCAAAGUAUCCUGAUGCACAAGGAUCUUCAUCGGGUUUGGCUGUGCAGAAGAGGACUUUACAGGCCAAGGGUCAUUUCAGAACCAUUGCUCCAAAAGUUAAUCUCUCACCGGUAAUGGCACCUGCUUCUUCUAUUCUCCCUCCAUCUGCUACCAUCAAUGGAAUUUCUUCUGGAUCCAAGACCUCGUCCGAUAUUCAGUCCAAUAACUGUCCACCAAAGCCCAUUAUCAUGCCUGCUCGGAGCUAUGCGCUGAUGCCCAUUGUGGGUAAAGAAGGAACAUACUCACUGGUUGCGUUGUCACAAGUUGCUGCAGCUCCCUCACAAGCAUCUUUAAAAGUUGACAAGACAACUGUAACCUGCACUGGUCAGCCGCAAGUUUCUAAAGGAUGCAGGUCUUCGGUAGUAUUUGGGCAGACAACACCUCAGGCUGCUGCUCCUGAGAAAUUACCAAUACCACGGUAUCAGUCCCUCUGGACCAAACCAGCCACAAAGCAAUGCCGAGUCUCAAAACUAGCAGUGGUAAAGCCUAGUAAUCUUCAAUGUCUAUCGAAAGUGACGUCAGUACAGGUGCAACCAACUCCGGUACCUGGGCACUCACAAAUUAAUCCAAGUGUCGAAGCACCUAAAACAGGAUUGUUGACUGAAGGUGAGAAAACAGCUAUUGCAACAGCUGAUAGCACAGUUUCUGCCACAUUACCCCGAGAUGCCGAUGUGACAGUUGGACACCCAACCACCUCCAAGGCUGACAAUCCGAAAAGCAGUGAAAUCAGCCAAACAGUAUCUCGUACUGUUUCAACCAGCAUGAACAGAUCCAUGCUGAACACUGCGAUAUUUAAAGGUUCUUUUAAAUCAAAGCCAGAUUUGUUGAAAGCAGCAUGUAGCCUUUCAUCUUGGUCUGUUGUCCAAUCAGACCAACAAUCCCCUGUUAUCUCAAAGCAAAAUCAAUCUGUUGGUUCUUUGCCAAUGAUGCAGUUUGGAAACUCUGUUCAGUUUAUUGCACCUUCUCCUGCUCCAAAAGGCAAAGUUCCCAUUUUACCCUACUCACAAGUAAAACACACCAUCUUUCUUAAUCCCAAACAAAAUCAAGUUCCUGUGCCACCAUCUCCUCAAUUCAUGUCUAGAGUUCACUCAGCAAAUUCAGGAAAUGAUCUGUCUACUGAUGUGCCUAAAAAUAUUUGUGUGGUUUCUGACUUUCACAGGGUGGGUACUCAGAAACCACGUAGUCAGCUGACAUUUAUACCAGCAGAAAGAAUUAGUCCACAUACUUCAAAAAAGGUGAUUAUAAAUAGAUUAAAGAGGCCAAGUAGCAAUAUACUCAAGCACAGAUUAGCAAGGAAAAGAAAAGUUACAGACAGCGUGGCUAUAUGUAAAACAAAAAGGUUUCAGACCUGUGAUCUGAGCAAAGUGCAGGAAGAAAAGGAGAAGACAAAAUGUGUUUCUUUUCAGGAAUGUGGCACUUACAAAGCUAAAGAAGAAAAUAUAAAAACAAUGACAAAUAAAAAUUCAGAUAAAACAGCAGCUGUGUUGAAAAAGUUUUGUAACAUCAUGCCAAAACCUGUGGCUGCUAUGCAAGCUGUAGCCCCGUUGGCAUUCUCAGGAGGAAUUGUUGCAGUGCAGAACCAUGACAGUUUAAAAUCAGGGGCAGCGCCAAGCAGUACAACAAUAAGUAAGAUUGGUAAUUUUGUGCAAGCUGCCAACACGUCUAUCUACUGCAGAAAUCCACCUGAGCACUUGGAUGAACAAGCAUACAAAUGCAACGUUUGUAAUCGAGCAUUUCAGUUUAAACAUCAUCUUCAAGAUCAUUUGAAUAUUCACUCCAAAACCAGGCCUUAUUGCUGUAGAAUUUGCCACAAGGCCUACAGUCACUCAGGCAGCCUGAGCACUCAUAUGAAACGAUGUCACGGUGAAGUACGACGGAAAAAGCUAAUGUGCUGCGAGUUUUGUGCAAAGCUUUUUGGAAAUAUUGGAGUUUAUUUUUUUCACCUGAAGGAGAUCCACAAGGUCUUAAUCAGUGAUGAGCCUUUCAACAAUUUGCUUAUGCAAAAUAAGAACAACCAAAGUGGAAAGUCAGAGCAGAUGGAAACCAUGUGUUGUUUGCCUCCAUCAGACAGAAAGCAAGCUGAAGGUAAGCAAUCAGGAGCUGAAGUAGCUGUCCCAGGUGCCCUGCAGAUAAAAUGUGCCCGCUGCCAGAUUGUUACCCCCACUUUCAUUGAUAUGAAACUUCACCUGCUGUGUGUUCAUGAGGAAGAGCUGCAGCUGAGGAUGGAAGAGGGAUCAGUGAAAGAGAAAAGCAGAUGCAUCAGUGGAUUUCCUAUUUACUCUAGUGCGGAAACAGAACGAGAGCUUUUCAAGCAUGCAGCAAACUAUUGGAAGCAAUUUGGCGAGAAGAAGAAUGUGGUAAAGUGUGGUAUUUGUGAAGAAGCGUUCCACUCUUGCUUUAAGUUGAAGAAGCAUAUGGUCUUGCAUUGCAAAGAACAGCUCCAGUUAGAGGCUGCAGACGUGAGCACAGUUCCUGAGGUUAAAAAACUACAAUUUUUAACAAAUGUUGGAUUUAAUUGUAUCUUAUGCAAACAGAAAUAUGGAAGCAGGUCUGAAAUUUUCAGGCACUGGCAAAGUUAUCAUAAGUGCCAAGAUCCUGCUGUUCUGUGGACUAUCUUUAAUUCCUUAAUUGAUCAUUGCAGAAUUGAUGAGAAACAGACUGAGAUUUCAUCAGAGCACAGUGCUGUCAGCACUGAACCUUUUUGCAGACACAUUACAGAUGCUACGUCCUUUUGUGAUCUCCAUGAGGGGAGAAGGAUUGUAGAUCAGUGCAAGGUACACUUGAGCAAUUGCAUUGGCGGAGCAGAGAAGUCUCUUGAUUCUUCCCAGUUAACAUGUCCAUUUUGUUCAAAGACCUUUUUCUGCACAACUUGCAGAAGUAGCAGCACUGAAGAGGUUGUUUUUCGUCAAGGGGACGUUGAACAUCAAUGCCCAAAGUGCCUUCUGAAGUCCCCAUUAACUGUUAAGGGUCUUGAAACUCAAGUGUUCUGUACCUCAUCUAAACAUUGUGGUUGAAAUUCAAGUGCUGCUGGAAUGACAGAACCUCUAAGGAUGUUGAGAUGGAACAGAGUCAGAAGUGCUAUUCAAACCUGAAUUUUAAGUAACACUUCAGUUUGUGAGCACUGAUCCUCACAAAAAUAUGCCCGAAGGAGAGAAGAUAAUGGGUUUUUCAUGGAAGGACCACAGAGUGGAAGACUUGGAAUAACUUUAUAUUGGCUUGUAGCUGAACAGUUUAUCUGGAGCCAUUGGUAGAAUUUUCUUAGAUUUCCUUUAUGGAAAAAUACUUAAGAGAUUCUGAGAAAUGAGUGAUAACUUUCAUUUGUGUACAUGUACGUAGCUUGGCCCCUGUAAUUAGUUACACAUUACCCAAGGAAAAACUGUUAUAAUCUGUGUGAUGUUAAAUGUUUUGUGUCAGUAUUGUAGAGUACAAAUAAAUCUAAAGGCUGUUGUGGUAAUCAAAGGAAAUGUUCUAGGUUCAAACCAGGUUGGCUUGUAAAUGGAACCAGACAUAAAUAGAUAAUAAAACCAAGAUGAUGUUAACUACUGAGUUGUUUUUUUAAGAAAAUGUUAACCUUGAAGUGUAUAUUUUCCUAAAUAUUAUUAUUUUAAAAUUUGCUGUAAAAUUGGAAACGUAGAAGAGAAGAUAAUAGGGAAGUAAAGCCUGCUCUGUUUGUGUUAAUGUAAAGUUUACUUUAAUGUUUGGUUUCUAAAUCUCAAUCUUUUAGUUUUGAAAAUGCAAUUGUCACAAGAAUGGCUUAUGUACUAAGAUUCAUAUAAUAGAGCUUAUAUGUUGUAAAUAUAAUGAUCCCAUGUUUCUUUAUUAGGUUAGAUUUUUAAUAACAUCUUAUUGCAAAGAGCAUUCAUUCCCUAAUGCAGCCAUUUCUUCUGCUUACUCACUUUCCACGUCGGCUGAAUUCACUGAGACACACACAGCUUGGGGAAUGAGGUCAAGCAGUAGGUGGGCUGGAACACAAAGUAUUCGAUUUAGACCCACCACAUGCAAACCAGUAGUCCAGUAGAAGUAGCAUUUUUAUGCAGUAUUAUAUGAUGCAUUAUAGGAGAUUAUCUUCAUGAGUUCUUUUUGCAACCAGCAGUGCUAAAAAAAGAAAGCAUGGUUUCUUAUGUAAGCUCUCAUUAUCUGUUUCCCAUCCUGAGCGAAAUCAAUGUCCACCCAAUUGCUUCUUUAUCUUGUUAACUUCAUAUUAUCACAAUAAAACUUAAUUUAUAUCUAGGUAAAAUCUACAAUGAUUUUGUUUCAUAAUAUGAAAGCUGGUACACAUUUACUCAAUCCUGUUAAUGCAUAUUAGGAGAAAUGCAAUUACAUUGUUUUUUGAUUAAACUUCUUAUGUAAACUAGAUUACUUUUGUAAUAAAUGUUCUGAGUUGAGUAAGUGCAUUGGUACUGUGAAUUUGUUCAAACUUUUCUCUGCCUAAGGGGUUCAAAGUUGACUUUUGAAGAAAUAAAUAUUUUUGAUGAAGUUACAGAAUUGGGAUGUGCUGAUUCACAGACUAAUUAUCUAAUGUUACUGACAUUGCAUUUUCUCUAUGCCAUGGAAAUUACCUGUAUGUUGAGCAUGCACAUUUAUUGCAAUGGAUGCAACUUAAAAAACGAGUUGAAUGUCAUACAGUUUACUCAUUAAGAGGGUAAUGUUUUAGAACCAACAAACUUGUACGUGAACAAGUAUCUUUUUUGUUACAACUUUAUGUGAACCAAUUUCUUAGAAUGACGGCUUUUAAAAUUCCUGUUUGAACUCUAAGUUUGGCUUCUGCUCAAUUCACAAUACCAAAAUAGCUCUAGCAAAGAUUCACAGAUGACAUCCUCCAUGAGGUGUCCAUGGCAAGUUAAUCCAUUUGAACUUCUGGUAAAAUUGUCUUUGGCUUCCUCCUUUAACAGUUCUUGUAUGUUGGUCAUAUCCUUAGAAUUCUUUUGGAAUGUUUCCACUGCAACUAUCUCAUAAAGCCAUUUCCUUAAAUGUCUUACUUCCAUGUCCAUCUAGGAUCUGUUGUUGCCUUUCUGAUAUUUUAUAUUUGUAUUCUAAUUCUCCGGUAAUAGUUUCAUGUGUCUGCUCUGGGCAUCACCAUAUUCACUCAACUGUUUUUAAAGGGAUGGGGUUGAUAACCUCUUGCCCAUCUCUCCUCCUUUCACAGCUGGGCUUGGGACUGUCCAUGGUGGAGACAUGAUCCUCUGAAGAAUAUUUUCACCUCAUCUCCAUCUUAAAUGGUAACCCCUUGUAAAAUAAUGACUCCUAAUUCUAGUCAUUCCUAAAGGAGUAAAUACGUUAUUCAUAUCUACCCUGUCAAGAUGUUUUAUUUCACUUGAGAUGCCACUAACUCUCAUGUCUAUAAGUAUCCUCUGGAUUUCCUCUGCUGCUUGCUGUCUUUCUUUUGCCCAGCCAAAUCUGGUUGUUGGCUUUUUGCCAAGGCCUUCUGCUUUCUCCUCCAACUUGCUCUGUGUCCUCUGUAAUUUUAUCUCAUCAAUAAGACUUAUUUUAUUUUAUUGAGAUAUAGCACAAUUAAGAUAAAAGUGGUGACUGUCCAGUUUUCCUUUUCAAUCUCCAUGUCAUUGACGUCUCACUGUCCCCUUUGCUACUGUUACAAGAAAAAAAUAUACAUUCUUGAGCCCUCCAUUAUCUAUUUCCCAGGCCUACACAUUGUCACUUUUACAGUUACCAAAUCAGAUUUGGGAUCUUGACACACAACUGAAUCAGACACAAGUCAUAAAUGGUAGCUGGAGUGACUCUGCCAAUCCCUCUGUGGCAGUCUAUGACACCAUUCUUAUCUAAAACUUGGUAUCGAAUGCUCUGAUGUUCAAUCAUUUCUUGAACAUCUACUCUACAGCAAUUACUUCUCUUCCUACUUCCUACCAUUAUUUGGUCAUUUGCUUUUGUGGCUUUAAAAUGAUGUGCUUUCCUGCAACAAUUUAAUCUGCUACAAAGCAUUUUGAUACCUUCGGAGUGAUAAGGAAUGUAUUACAUAAAUGCUUUCUCUUAUCUCUUAGUGAAUUGUUGCAUGAAAAUGAGUUGUAGAAAUCUAGAACUUAAAACGGCUGCACACACUAUUGAUACAGAUGCAUGUGUUUCUUAACAUAAUUAGAUUUCAGUUUCAGAGCAUCAGACCAAAUAUGUAUCAUAGAUACUACUGCACAUGAUGAGCUUCUCGGAAGGCAUGGCUGUCUGCAGAUAUUCCACUGCACCACAAUCAAGAAUGCUGCUCUGUUGAAGUUUGAUGAUUCAGGUGUUAAUCUUAAAUUAGUUUGGAGUCAUGUUGAAAUCAAGGCAUUUAAACAGCUUAAUGUUACAGAUUUCAAAAAUUGAGAGUCAUUUUGUAGCCUCAGCAAGCAGCAUAAGGACCAAUAUCAGUUACAGCCCAAAAUAAAAUCUGGUAUGAUUUUACCUGUUCUGUAAAAUGAACCAAUGACUAGGUUGCAGGUAUUGACUGGAUUCUGUUAAAAUAAAGCGCAUCUGAUUAGAAUUGUUUGUUGGUACAUUAUGUGGCCCACUGUUAUCUAACAGCUCAAAUGAGGGGCUCCGAUUGUGUCCUUCAGAAACCAUCUGUAUUUUUAUUUGGGAACAGAAUGCACCCACCAGAGAAAUGCCAUCAAUCCAGAGGAGUUGACAGGAUGUCUGGUGUUUAAUCCUGAUGCCACGGCUAGGGAUGUCUGCAGAGGUAAUCAAUGAAUGUGGAGGAAGUUAGAAGAUGUUUGAGCCAUCUUGGAGAAACUGUGGAUAUACACAUAGUUGAGAAUUUUAUUUUCCUGUUUACGGCUUUUGGAUAAUCCAAGGAAUUGCAUGAUACUUUGUUCUGACUCUUGUUGCUGUAGGCUUACAUAUUCCGUAUCCUCCAUGAUGGCAUGUGAUUGACAUGUCUACUGUAUGUAAGCAAAGUAAGUAGCCAGAUUGGAUUUGAUUUAAAUUGAGCCUGGGUCAGCAGUUCAAACGGACCUUUGGAGCUCAGAGUAAAUUCACUACAUUGAACUGUGUUGACUGAUCAUGGAAAAGGGAACUGAAAGUAGUGCCCCAGGAGAUCAUUUUCUGAGGAAUAAAACUACAGAAACUGUUCUGGAGCAUUUGUGUUUCUCCUGAUUGACCUUUACAUACACUUGAACCCCUUAUUGGCUUAGAUUUUCUACUCACAUAAGAGGUAUAUCUAUAACUUCAGAAGAGGUAGAUCUAGAGGUUUUGUGAGUAGCCUGCGUAACAUCGCCAUGUGUUCUCAGUGUCAUCUCGAAAAUCUGGUUACAUCUCAGCCUGGUAUGAAAACACCAAUGCCCUCGAACAGAAAAUCUGACAAAAAGUAGUGGAUACAGUCCAGUCCAUCACAGGUAAAGCUCUCCCCCCCAGCGAGCACAUCUAUAUGGAGCGGUUUCACAGAAAAAUGGCAUCCAUCAUCGAAGACACCCACCAUCCAGGCCAUUCUGUCUUCUUGCUGCUGCUAUCAGGAAGAAGAUUCAGGAGCCUCAUGCUGACAGCACCAGGUUGAGGAACAGUUAUUAACCCUCAACCAUCAGGCUUUUGAACCAAAGGGAAUAAAUCUACUCCCUCCAAACUGAACUCUUCCCACAACCUAUGGAUUCACUUUCAAUGACUCUUAACUCAUGUUCUCAAUAUUUAUUGCUUAUUUAUUUGUUACUAUCCUUAUUAUUUAGGUAUUUUAGAAAAUAUUUAGUUUUUCUUUUUGUAUUUGCACAGUUUGUGAUCUUUUGCACAUUGGUCAUUUGAUUGUGUCCAUUUUUUCAUUGAUUCUGUCUUGUUUCUUUGUAUUUACUGUAAAUGGCUGCAAGAAAAUGAAUCUCAAUUGUAUUUUGUAACUCAUAUGUA
Molecule: messenger RNA, 12606 nt
Organism: Hypanus sabinus (Atlantic stingray)
Lineage: Eukaryota; Metazoa; Chordata; Chondrichthyes; Myliobatiformes; Dasyatidae
Gene: znf438
Product: zinc finger protein 438
Exons: 8
Coding region: 4530-7805 (1091 amino acids)
Biological process (GO): regulation of transcription by RNA polymerase II
Cellular component (GO): nucleus
Molecular function (GO): DNA-binding transcription factor activity, RNA polymerase II-specific; RNA polymerase II cis-regulatory region sequence-specific DNA binding
Source: RefSeq, a predicted model, not a curated record